GUACCGUACCAUGCCAACACAUGAUGAACCAGCACCAACGUUCAGCAAAUUUACAGACAUCCCUUCCACUCCUGCUGCCGUUCGUGUGUGUGUAACGCAAAAAAAAUGAUGGAAAGAAAUGACUUCAAUUCAAGCAUCGACCAAACUCGUUCAAAAGACCUACUUGAUGUUGGAAAAACAACAAAUGUGGAUCCACUUUUGAUCAGAAAGGCAAAGCCAUACAGAAUGCCUGCAUCAUCAGUCUUGAGUCAGGUAAAGUCCUUCCUCCCCAAGAUGCAAGAGGCAAACAGCCAACUAGAGGAGCGACUGAAAACAGUGCCAUCGGAGGAGCUAGACAUUGAGAACAUCACAGGCCACGAGAAAGAAGUUAUUGAGAUGAAUUUGGCUCUUUUCCACGAGGAUGACGAUUCAUCUGGUGAAGACAACGACGAUGAUGACAAAAGUCAAAAUAGCUCAUCAGAUGAGAACUCAGACGAGGAACUGUCUCUGUUCAGUGAGGUUACUACAACAAACAUCAAAUUGCCGAAUGGAUCAAGAAAACCACACAGAACUAUGAUUGAAGAACUCUCAGAGGUCAAAGAGCAUGACCUGAAGUCAGAGGUUAAGCUAGACAGUGGGUAAGAGAAAACUGUGCGAAAGAUCUCUGGAGAGGACCGUGGACAUGCGACAGAAGGCCACAAGGAGAUCACAGAAAUACUGAAAUGAACAGGGAACAAUUUUCAACAGUAUUUUAACUGGUGCGCAUUGAUGGAUCAAGGGGUGGAGAAGUGGAAGCCAGGCUCUCAAAAAAGGGCUUUUUAAAAUAAAUGGCAGUUUUUUGUGGGGGGUGGGGGAAGGGUGGGUGAAUGGAUUGGGGGAGUGAGUAUUCCACUUCUCUUCCCUCCAAAAGUGUAAAAAGCCCCCAGACCAAGCCUCACCCCUCAAAAAGGCCAAAAGAUUACACAAAGAAAUCACCACCCACCCACCCCCCCAAAAAAAAGUUAAAUUUGGUUCUUGAUCUGCUUAUGCUAGCAGGUGGCUUUUUAAAUUGCAGUGCUUCUGUCUAGAAACAUAAAUAAACCAGCUCCAGUUUACCGGAUACACAUGUA
Messenger RNA from Acanthaster planci (crown-of-thorns starfish), 1088 nucleotides. RefSeq names its product NOP protein chaperone 1-like. NCBI's taxonomy places the organism in Eukaryota, Metazoa, Echinodermata, Asteroidea, Valvatida, Acanthasteridae. Gene Ontology annotation, molecular function: box C/D methylation guide snoRNP complex binding. The record is from RefSeq and is a predicted model, not a curated record. Gene Ontology annotation, biological process: box C/D snoRNP assembly.